CCGAUCUAAAGACCGCUGACAUUCCUACCGACGAUGUGGCAUCGCGCCCAACUUUGCCUUUCUUCGAGCUUCCUAGCGAAAUCCGUAACAUGAUUUAUGGCUACGUGUUUACAGCGCCAUCGAGAUGCCUAUACUACGACGAAUUCAAUGGAAAGACAGUAAUUCGAUCCCCAGGGAUUCUGCCUUCCGGUCAGGACACCUCCUAUAGCUCUCUGAACCUCUCUCUCAACUAUGUCAACCAUUCCCUCGCGCACGAAACCCGACAUCUCGCUCUCAAACUCAACACACUCAUCUUCCGCGCUCCUGAUCCAUUCUGCGGACCCGCCACGGCCAUUUCCAAUUUCUGCCUUUUCAUGAGUCGAUUGUCGCCCGCUCAGCGCGCUAUGGUCCGGCGCGUUGAGGUCUUGAACCUCCACAAUACAUACUUCGGGUCGCUUUCUAAAGCCCUUGAGGGCGAAGAUGGUGUCCCAGGGCUUGCAGACACGUGCUGAGGGCUAUCCAAGCAGCUACGCGUCGAGAUCAUGGUCGGGCCAUCGUCAAUAACUCUAGCGCACUACGAACAGGGUGAGCUGUACCGCCGGUCUCUCUUCCGUAUGUUCGCCGAAAACGUCAUUCGGCUGAGAGAGCUUGGGGUU
Messenger RNA from Mytilinidion resinicola, 635 nucleotides. RefSeq lists its product as uncharacterized. Bases 90 to 491 code for a protein of 133 amino acids. The record is from RefSeq and is a predicted model, not a curated record. Lineage: Eukaryota; Fungi; Ascomycota; Dothideomycetes; Mytilinidiales; Mytilinidiaceae. The transcript has a single exon.